CUUCACUAAUUAUCAAGUUUGUGUUGACCCCCACGCAGGGAUUCGUGCUGCCCACUAAGCCGCAUGUCAACAAGACACGUCUGUACUGCACACCAACGAUGGGCAUACACCACGCGUCUACCCCGCCCACCGCACACCAACGACGGGCAUACACCACGCGUCUACCCCGCCCACCGCACACCAACGACGGGCAUACACCACGCGUCUACCCCACCCACCCAUCCCACGCAUCUGUACGGCACAUCCAUACCUGUCUGUAUCUUGUGUCUACACCACAUGUCUGCAGCAUGUGUCUAGACCGCCCAUCUACAACAUGUGUCUACACAGCCUGCUGGGUCAGCAGGCUCUGCAGGACAUGCAGAGGAGGCCAUCAGCAGCAGCCAAGGGGCUCCAGGAGGGCGUGAGCCCAGAAGGCAUCCUCUGGGAGAACACUGGGGGACCGAGCUGGGCUUGGGGGUGACUGUGGACGCAACAGGAGAGGGCAAAUGAACCUCAUGUUCUCUAAGGCCACCUCUGCCCGCCUCAGGACGUGAAGCUGGCUCCCAAGUUUGAGCCCCUCCCACUUUCUCCCCAAGCUGAAGACCAAGCAGGGGUCUGAGUGCCAGGUGGGCACUGCUGUGGGUCCUCUGAGAGUCCAGAACUGGCGCCCUUGGCCUGGCCCGGCACCGCAUUCCUGGUCAUGCUCAGGCCUUGAGCCUUCGCAGCCGGCCAUCUCUGAGCAUUGCUCUUGGGCGUGGCCUGACUGCGGCAGCCCCUAGGCACAUAGAGAUGUCACAGGCUGCAGUCCCAGCUGCCCAAGUGAAACCAGAGGCCACAUCUUCAGGGCUGCUGGGGUUCCCAACUCUGUGGGCCACUGGACUUCGCUCUGUGCUGGCACUUCGGAGUCUGCAGAGAGGAAUGAGGGGCCCGGUGUAUUCGUAGACAAAGGGCCAGCAGCCCAGAGGGCUUUGAAUAGGGCCCACCUAGUGGGACAGAGACCUGGGGCUAACGCGAGGGAAGGAGGAGAAAUCCCUGAGAGCUUCCUGGAGGAGUCACCAUUCAGAAGCCCAUUCUGAGUGCCUGUUGGGACAGAACUGCUUUCAGCACCCCUCCUGGUGCUUGGUUCCUCUCCUUAGCAAAGGGAAGUGCUGUCAACCCAGAGGCAGCAGCUCUGGGGCCAGAGAUGCUGGUUUUCUGGGUGCACCCAGGCUGGGCUGCUUCUCCACUCUAAGGCUCAGCCUCUGCCUCAGCUCACAGGCUUAUCAGCACUGCCCUGGGAUGCACUGGCCUCCUGCUCUUGAGUGCCUCACCCUGCAGGGGAUGGGGGCUCAGCCCCACCCCCGCCCAGGGCCCCUGAGGCUCAGGACAAUUGUUGCCGGGGCUGGAUUGUUACCUCGGAGACUCCGCCCUGGAAGCGGCCUCAGCAGGCCCGACCUGCGGCUGAGGGCGCGGUGCCAGCCCUGCCUGCCAGCCGCCCCGAGAGCCGAGGAUCUCCGACCAGCGGCGCUGGAGGGCGGGUCUGGAUUUGGAUGAGGCUGAGAAGGGAACGCGGCCGGCAUGUCGAACCCACACGCGUUAGACUCGCCCGCCGUGAUUUUUGACAAUGGCUCGGGGCUCUGCAAAGCGGGCCUGUCUGGGGAGUUUGGGCCCCGGCACGUGGUCAGCUCCAUGGUGGGGCACCCCAAAUUCCAGACGCCCUCGGCGGGAGCCCACCAGAAAAAAUACUUUGUGGGGGAGGAGGCCCUGUACAAGCAGGAGGUGCUGCAGCUGCACGCCCCCAUCGAGCGUGGCCUGAUCACGGGGUGGGACGACACGGAGAGGCUCUGGAAGCAUCUCUUCGAGUGGGAGCUGGGCGUGAAGCCCAGCGACCAGCCCCUGCUCACCACGGAGCCCUCCCUGAACCCCAGGGAGAACCGCGAGAAGAUGGCGGAAGUCAUGUUUGAGAAGUUCAGCGUCCCCGCCUUCUACCUGUCGGACCAGGCAGUGCUGGCGCUCUACGCCUCGGCCUGUGUCACGGGCCUGGUGGUGGACAGCGGGGAUGGGGUCACCUGCACCGUCCCCAUCUUCGAGGGCUACUCCCUGCCCCACGCGGUCACCAAGCUCCACGUGGCGGGCAGGGACAUCACGGAGCUCCUCACGCGGCUGCUUCUGGCCAGUGGCCACACCUUCCCCUGCGUGCUGGACAGGGGCCUCGUGGACGACAUCAAAAAGAAGCUGUGCUACGUGGCCUUGGAGCCCGAGAAGGAGCUUUCCCGGAGGCCGGAAGAGGGCCUGAGGGAGUACAAGCUGCCUGACGGGCACAUCGUCAGCCUCGGGGACCCGCUGUACCAGGCGCCCGAGGCCCUGUUUGCACCAGAGCAGCUGGGCGGCCAGAGCCCCGGGCUCCCGAGGAUGGUGUCCUCCAGCAUCACUAAGUGUGAUGCCGACAUCCAGAAGAUCCUCUUCGGGGAGAUCGUGCUGUCGGGCGGCACCACCCUGCUCCACGGGCUGGACGACCGGCUUCUCAAGGAGCUGGAGCAGCUGGCCUCCAAGGGGACCCCCAUCAAGAUCACGGCUCCCCCCGACCGGUGGUUCUCCACCUGGAUUGGAGCCUCCAUCGUCACCUCUCUGAGCAGCUUCAAGCAGAUGUGGGUCACCGACGCAGAAUUCAGGGAGUUUGGGCCCUCUGUGGUGCAGAGAAGAUGCUUCUGAGGGGCGCUGCUCUCGGGGCCCGGUGGGGAGAGAACCCGAGGCCUGGCUUUGGGAAACGUUCAAUAAAGGACAGAC
Molecule: messenger RNA, 2745 nt
Organism: Saimiri boliviensis boliviensis (Bolivian squirrel monkey)
Lineage: Eukaryota; Metazoa; Chordata; Mammalia; Primates; Cebidae
Gene: ACTRT2
Product: actin related protein T2
Source: RefSeq, a predicted model, not a curated record